AUAAAUGAAAAAAAAUACCAAAUAACUUAAAAAAUCAACGAAUAUGUAUUAUCUCAAAGGAUCUUUCCCCAACAUAAGAGGUAAUAUAACUAACGAUGAAGGCUUAUUAUCAACAUAUAUACCGCAACGCAUAGUAUUAUCAUCACAAAUUUUACGAAAAGAUUUGAACAGCAAUCCCGAAGAGGCUGUUUCUCAGGAAUACGAGAAAUUUGAUGACGUGGAUGAACUCUUUAAAAACUUAAGCGGACAAAUACAAGACAAACUUAAGCAAUGCAGGGAAAAUAAAGAUAAAUUGAAAUUAAAUAAGCCACCAACCGGGAAAGCAAAUAACUUCGUCCAUGAAUUUCUUGAAGUCAAGAAACGUUUCGAAGCAGAUUUUUCAGCUAAUACUCGAAUCUAUCAGAGCUCUUCACAGAGCCUCCCAAAUAGCGAAACACGUCGAGAUAUAAAUAAUGAAAAGUACAAAUUGCAGAUGAGUUCUGUCGAUAAAUAUGUGGCUAUGCUUCAGUCACAAAAAACUGCUCAAAGUGAUAGCUUGAACAAAGCUGUUAAAAAAUAUUACUCUCUGCAAACACAAAAUUGGGUGCCAGGAGCAGUGAUGACGAAAAUAAAGGUCGAUUCUGAGUGUCCCUCUAGUUUUUCUGGAAGCUUAAUCGAAAACCAUAAUCCAUUACUAAAUUCAAAUGUAAAUGAUGAAGAAGAAAAAAGAAGGAAUAAAGUGAAAAAUGGACAGUUGUACGGUUUUACUUAUAAGUCAGCUCCAGCUUUCAAAAAUUCAAAAAGUAAAAAAAAGUCGUUCAUCGAAGAAUUUUGUGAAUUGAGAGACAAGCUUGGAGUAAUUACGAAAAAUAAAAUAAAUUAUCAGGAAGAAAAUUUAGAUUUAUUGAAUACAGAAAAUAAAGGAGAAACGAUGAGUUCUAAUUUCAAACAAAAGCCAGGAAUUGAAAAACGUAAAAACAGGAUUGUCACUCCUUUUGGUAGUAUUCGAACAUCGUUCUUUAGUAAGUAUAAUCCUGCUGAAACACCAACAGCCAAUAGAAGAAAAAGGAGCAGCACAAUAAGAGAAGAUAUCACAGCUGAUUGGGUGAAAGGAGAUGUAAUCCGGCGAGGAGAAAUCAUGACAAAAAAUUUCAUUGACGUGAAGAAUCGGGAGCAUACUCCGGAAAAUAUUGAAGAACCCCAUGAUUUGUAUUGCGAUUUAUCUCCCAGUAAUAUUUUACAAAAUAUCAAGUCCAUAGAAAAUAAAUCAGAACUAUUAUUUACUCCUAUAAAUGAGUACAGCAGAGCGACUCCAAGUUAUACACCUGUUAACACCACUGCUCAGAGCAAAGAAAAUGAGCAGAUUUUCCAGAAAAAGGACUAUUGCACUUCUACUAUAACAAUGUCUACAGUGCUAUGUUCUAGAAAUAUAAACAUUCAAAAACCCAAUUUUGUUAUCACUGAAACAAAAGUAACAAAGUUGAUGUUCCCUUCACAUCAAAUGAAAUUAUUUCAGAAUCAUUAGCUUUAGGUAUUUCCUUCUAUUACCGUGUUUCAUCGCUUUCUAUUGUAUAUUUUCACAAAUAAAAAUAAGAAUUAGUAAUAUAUCAUUUUUUUCAUACAAAUUUUAAUACUAUAAUUUAUCUUUUGAUAUUAAUGAUUUACACCAUCAAA
Messenger RNA from Belonocnema kinseyi, 1653 nucleotides. RefSeq lists its product as uncharacterized. The record is from RefSeq and is a predicted model, not a curated record. Bases 44 to 1504 code for a protein of 486 amino acids. The transcript has 5 exons. Lineage: Eukaryota; Metazoa; Arthropoda; Insecta; Hymenoptera; Cynipidae.